Molecule: messenger RNA, 441 nt
Organism: Pseudogymnoascus destructans
Lineage: Eukaryota; Fungi; Ascomycota; Leotiomycetes; Thelebolales; Thelebolaceae
Exons: 1
Coding region: 1-441 (146 amino acids)
Source: RefSeq, a predicted model, not a curated record
AUGAAGUCUAACGUCCUCAUCCUCUGCACCGGGAAUUCUUGCCGCAGCCAUAUGGCUGAAGGAAUCCUCAAUGCCGCCGCCGGCGACCUCAUCAACGUGCACAGCGCAGGGUCGAAACCCGCCGGCUUCGUUCACCCAAAGGCAAUCCAGGUGCUAAAAGAGAUCGGCAUCGACAUUUCCUCUCACACAUCGAAGCAUAUGGACACAUUUCUCGAUUCCCAGAUUGCGACUGUCAUCACUGUCUGCGGCAACGUCGACCAAGUCUGCCCGUUCUAUCCAGGACAAGUGAACCGCCAUCACUGGGACUUUGAUGACCCCGCGCACGCCCAAGGCAGCGAGGAGCAGGUGCUGGCGGAGUUUCGCCGUGUGCGGGACGAGAUUCGCAAGGUCUUCGAAGCGUAUGCAGCAGGUUUGCGGGAAGGCGCACUUGCUAGCACCUGA